UAAUUUAAAAAAGAAUAAUAAAAAAGAAAACCCAUAUGAACGUGAAUUUUUCACUGAAUUCAAUCGUGUUCUCUCCAGAUUACUCGUGUCAAAUAUAAUAAAGCUAAUUAUAAUAGUUGAUCCUUCUUACAAGAACAUACUCGAUUGCUCGUGAAAAGAAGCAACGACUAUGGGCUUGUAGAAACUAACAAAAAAGAAGACUCAGGAAUGAAAUUUCACGUGGUGGGAGUGUUGCUCUUCGAGAACUGGAUAUAUAAAUCGCGAGUAGGGCUGAAAUUCAAGUUAGUGCUGUGCUAGUUUUUCUCUGACAAUAAGUGAGCUUCUCUGUACGCAAUGCAGGGUGAAACGUCUAGAUCAUUUCUCUUUCUCAUCGUGACCGUCUCAAUCAUCGAAAUUCAAUCUACGUCACUUGCCAAGUUAUAUCCAAGCAGUUAUCAAUAUCCGCAAAUGAUCCAUCCUGAAUAUUAUCAAAUUGCUCAUCAGAAUGCUCUCGCACCCUAUUACAUAUACAAUUUGCUUCAGGUACACACUGAUUUAACAUCUAGUAGUCCAACAAUUUUGCCAGAAAAACAAACGACACUUACUCAUUUGCCACCCUAUGGAUAUUAUUACUACGAUUUCAGAUUUCCGAUUAAUCCGAUAUAUCCAGUAUUGAGUCCAUCUCGUCCUGGAUUUAUUCCAGUAUCAGGAUCACCACCGAUAUCAACUCAACGUCCAUUCGUUGAUGUUGACAAUGACGACGACAGUGGUAUCGAGAAACUGGACACAAAAAUUGAGCCAGAUAAUAAACCUGAUAGUAAUGAUGGAAUUUAUGAGGACGAUGACACGAUCGCUAUCGAAGCUAUUAAAUAACAUUUACAGUCCAAUUCAUUUAACCAAAUUCCUAUUUCUUAUAUAUGUUUAUUGAAAAAUAAUUUUGUCUAAAAAAAAUAAGUGGACUUUAAUUAAUAUUUAUUUAAAAGUUUUGCGAAUCUCAAUAACAUUUUCUUAUAUCAAGAUGUAUAGAAUUUCUUAAUUGGUCACACAUAAUAUUUAUCUCAACGGAUU
Polistes dominula (European paper wasp) is the source of this 1047-nucleotide messenger RNA. RefSeq lists its product as uncharacterized. The record is from RefSeq and is a predicted model, not a curated record. Lineage: Eukaryota; Metazoa; Arthropoda; Insecta; Hymenoptera; Vespidae.